UUUAUAUAUAUAGAUACUGAAGUCUGAAGUACAAUAGAAAGUUAAAAAACUUAAUUUCGAGGCUCCGAGCCCCUACACAGUUGAUUUUUCUGUAAUGUUUAUUUUUAUUUAUGUAAGAGAAGAUGUGUGAUCUGGAAAAUGCAACUGAGGCAGCAUCUCUUGCUGUUCAAUUUGAUCAAGCUAGUCAGCCUGAUAAAGCAGUUGAAUGUUAUCGAACCGCUGCGAGGCUGCUAGAUCGAAUUUGUGCUCAAGUUCCAUCUUCACAACAAUCCGAUAUUCGUAUAAAAGUUAAAGAGUAUUUGGAAAGAGCUACAUUUUUACAAGAACAGAAAAAUAAAGCACAACAAGCAGAAAGUGUUCGUGAUUUAGAAAAAUGCUACUUUUUAAUGCAGCAAGCUCUUGAUGCUGAUGAAGCUAAUUUAAAAGAUCUGGCAUUGCAAUUGUACAUGCAAGCUGUGGAAUUAGCUGUGUCAGUUAAAACAAGUGAUCCUGAUAUUAAUAUCAAAAUCAAGGGAUUCGCAAAACAAGCCUUGGAUAGAGCUGAAGAAAUUAAAGGAAUUAAAAAAAUUACAUCUUUAUCCAUUAAUGAAACCAAAAGACCAGUUGUAUCACCAAGCAAAGCUCAACUGCAAAGAGAACAGAGUGUGCAUCUGAAAGUCAGUGGAAAACAAAUUUACACUGAGGAGGAAAAAGAAGUAUUACGUCAAACAUCUAAUAUAAACAAUAAUUGCUUUCUACCAUUUAUGGAUGUUGAUUUAUCAGAGAAGUUCCAAUAUGCAAUACCCUUUGAAGAUCGUGCAAGUGAAUUAAGGUUAUCCUCGAAGCAGGCAAAAGAAUUUGAUAAUUGGGUUCGGCCUCAUGAAGUUUCUAGUGAUCCAAAGUUGAUAGUGGGUGAUCAUGUUGACUGUUUCAGUAUUAAGCAAACUAUAGUGUCAGACUGUUCAUUUGUGGCGUCGUUAGCUGUAAGUGCACUUUAUGAAAAGAGAUUUAACAAGAAAAUUAUAACAUCCAUAAUUUACCCAAAGAAUAAAUACAAAGUUCCAGUCUAUAAUCCAUUUGGUAAAUACAUGGUUAAGUUGCAUCUCAAUGGUGUGCGAAGAAAGAUUAUUAUAGAUGAUCGUCUCCCUUACAGUAAAUAUGGAAGAAUCCUAUGUUCAUACUCAAGUAACAAGAAUGAGUUUUGGGUAUCAAUGCUUGAGAAAGCUUAUAUGAAAGUUAUGGGCGGGUAUGAUUUUCCUGGGUCAAAUAGUAAUAUAGACCUCCAUGCCUUAACCGGCUGGAUACCCGAACGGUGUGCUAUACGCAACAGUGAGGCAGAUUUCAACGCGGAGGCGUUGUAUGAAAAACUGCGUACGCGCCUAGAGUGCGGUGACGUCCUGGUGACAGUCGCGACCGGAUCGCUGGACGACGCGGAAGCGGAACGCACAGGACUCGUUGCUACACACGCGUACGCAGUACUUGACGUCCGGUUUGUUAAUGGUGUCCAACUCUUAAAACUGAAAAAUCCCUGGUCACAUCUUCGGUGGAGAGGGAACUACAGUGAGCUGGAUACAGCCCACUGGACACCAAGUCUUAAGGCCCAAUUGAACUAUGACCCAGACAGUGCAGCUCAGUACGACAAUGGCGUGUUUUGGAUAGACUAUGCUAGUAUACUGAAGUUUUUCGAUGUUUUUUACUUGAAUUGGAACCCAGAAUUGUUUCAAUACACGUAUUGUAUACAUCAAAAAUGGGAUGCGGGUAAUGGUCCCGUUAGAGACGCAUAUAAUGUAGGCGAGAAUCCACAAUUUUCUCUCCAUGUACAAGGACGUGGCGCCGUAUGGCUGCUCCUAACACGACAUAUCACCCAAAUCGAAGACUUCAGUAACAACAAGGAGUAUAUCACUCUACUCGUAUAUAAAAAUGGUCAGCGGGUGUACUAUCCAUACGACCCACCGCCCUACAUUGACGGUAUACGUAUCAACAGCCCUCACUACCUCUGCAAGAUAAUAACCACAGACACAAAUACAGAUAGAUUCACACUAGUCGUAUCACAGUAUGAGAAAACGCGUACGAUAUAUUAUACGCUACGAGCGUACGCGACCUGUCCAUUCUCCAUGAGCAAGAUUGAACCAUAUCCGUUUAAGAAAACGAUAAGGGGAGAAUGGUCGGGUCGCACUGCCGGAGGUUGCGAGAACCACCCAAGCACAUACCCAAAUAACCCAAAAUUCAUAGUAACAGUACCGAAUUCACGGGUGCCUUGCAAUCUCGUAGCGGAAUUGAAGGGGCCUAAACAGUACCAAAUGGGGGUGGAUGCUCGAGUGGAGUCAUUGGACGAUCCCAGUGUAACGGCUCCGUUUUUAAAAGAGUCUUCAGGAGCAUUUAGGUCAGGUUUCGUAGUUCUGCAGCUUCGCAAUCUUCCGGCCGGUCGUUAUAUCCUAACUACCUCAACUUUCUAUCCGGGUGAAGAAGGCCCUUUUUUCCUUGAGCUCAAGUCCACGUGCGAGGUUUCCUGCGAACAGCGACACUAGCAGGGCUACAGGAAAGAAAAUCUUUGCCUUCUGAGGGGAUUGCCAAUGCAGAGAUCGCUUGAAAAUAUCUGAGAAAGUUUUCUCUUUGACAUAAAGUAUGAAGAACUGAAAAUCAUCGAAAAUGCACUUUAACAGAUUAAAUAUCAAAUGAUCACUUUUGUAUAAUUAUAUUUUAAUUGUGUGAUAUUUUGUAAUGUCCCUAAAUAAAGACCAACAAACAAAAUUAUUUUACUUCAAAUUUUAUUGCUGAAAAAAAAAUUAGGUCAGAUUCAGAGCCGAGACAGGAGUCGUUUUAGAAUCUCUAUAUUCGCAAGUCUAUAACUCGCUUUUGAUUUUUAAAAUGUUCUAUGAAUUAUGACGAGUACAAUAAUUCACAUCAGAACCAUAUUGCUUUCGCCGUGUACCUGGAAUUCACGUAACUAAUUGUUACGUGGUACGACAGCUAAUUAUUAAUAAUAUUGGAAACAUACAUGGUGGUGUUAAAACCGGUGUUUGAUUAUCUUCAUGUAUGAACAGCUUAAAAUUAUUUUUCAACUAGUUUAAUGACACUAUUUAAUUGACUCUUUGUUUGUGUAUUUUAGAGAAUUAGAAUAUACGCACAUUAAUAUUUGACAUUUAUAAUUACUGGUUGGUGCUACAUUGCUUCCUGGCGUUAGAGGCUUCGUGGUCAAUCUUAAACAACUUAAAUUAAUUAAAUAGAAAUCAGAUUAAAAUGUGAUUUACAGUAAUUAAUAUAAGUUAUAUAAGAUUAACCGAUAUUGCACUGUGAUACUGUCUAGAUAAAGUAAAGAUUCUCUAUUAAUUGUAAGAUAUAAUCAACUAUUAUAGCAGAAUUCUAUUUUAUGAAGUUAAUAAAUAUUUAUAAAAAUG
Molecule: messenger RNA, 3377 nt
Organism: Pieris rapae (cabbage white)
Lineage: Eukaryota; Metazoa; Arthropoda; Insecta; Lepidoptera; Pieridae
Product: calpain-7
Exons: 12
Coding region: 123-2507 (794 amino acids)
Biological process (GO): proteolysis
Molecular function (GO): calcium-dependent cysteine-type endopeptidase activity
Source: RefSeq, a predicted model, not a curated record